Panicum hallii is the source of this 1033-nucleotide messenger RNA. Its product is annotated as choline-phosphate cytidylyltransferase 2-like. Lineage: Eukaryota; Viridiplantae; Streptophyta; Magnoliopsida; Poales; Poaceae. The record is from RefSeq and is a predicted model, not a curated record. Gene Ontology annotation, biological process: CDP-choline pathway. Gene Ontology annotation, molecular function: choline-phosphate cytidylyltransferase activity; phosphatidylcholine binding. The transcript is spliced from 8 exons. The coding region runs from base 1 to 918 and encodes 305 amino acids.
AUGAAGCCGGCGGAGGACGCGGCCGUCCCGGAGACGGCGACGGCGGCGCAGACGGAGUGGUACGACCCAAUGUCGCCGCCGGCGCCGCAGCAGCAGCCGGCAGUGGAGGCUGCGCCGGAGACCUCGCCGUCGGUGAGCUCUGACGCGCGGCCUCUCAGGGUGUACGCCGACGGCAUCUACGAUCUCUUCCACUUCGGCCAUGCGCGCGCGCUCGAACAGGCCAAGAAAUCAUUUCCCAACACCUACUUGCUCGUCGGUUGCUGCAGCGACGAGAUCACCCAUCGGUACAAAGGGAAGACCGUCAUGACCGAGGACGAGCGCUAUGAGUCACUUCGGCAUUGCAAGUGGGUUGACGAGGUUAUACCGGAUGCGCCAUGGGUGAUCAACCAGGAGUUCAUUGACAAGCACAACAUUGACUAUGUUGCCCACGACGCGCUUCCGUAUGCUGACACGAGUGGAGCUGCCAAUGACGUUUACGAAUUUGUGAAAGCAAUCGGAAAGUUCAAGGAGACCAAGCGCACCGAGGGCAUCUCGACGUCGGACAUCAUCAUGAGGAUCCUAAAGGACUACAACCAGUACAUCAUGCGGAACCUGACACGUGGAUACAGCCGCAAAGACCUUGGCGUGAGCUAUGUCAAGGAGAAGCAACUGAGAGUGAACAUGGGGUUCAGCAAGCUAAGGGAGAAGGUGAAGGAGCAUCAGGAGAAGUUUCACAGUGCGGCGAAGAUAGCUGGAAGCAACCCCGUGGAGUGGAUGGAGAAUGCUGACCGCUGGAUUGUUGGGUUCCUCGAGAAGUUUGAGGAAGGUUGCCACAUGAUGGAAACUGCGAUCAAAGAUCGAAUUCAGGAGGGGCUGAAGAGGCAAAGCAGGUCGGAGUCGAACCUUUCUGGUGGUUCCGGAGAGGACUCGGACUACUAAUGUCCUGUAACAUCCGGAUCAAACUAGACAAAAGGACAUAUCCCUAAAGUUUGUGUUAUAGUAUGAGAUCGAUUAGCGUGUUAUUGUAGGGCAUCAGGAAUCAUGAUUUAGUUGU